UCGAUCCAUCAACUCAUUGAAACAAAGCCCACAAAAAUAAUAUUAUAAAAAAGCAUUAGGGUUUCAGCAUAUUAGAGAACCCUCACACCUACACUACAGAAGCUAAACAUACAGAGCAGAGCGGCUGUAACUAACACAAACUACUUACAGAAUGAAGGUUGUUGCAGCUUACUUGUUGGCUCUUUUGGGAGGUAACACAUCUCCAUCUGCUGAAGAUUUGAAGAAGAUCUUAGGAUCAGUUGGAGCGGAUGCCGAUGAUGAUAAGAUUGAGCUUCUCUUGUCUGAAGUAAAGGGAAAAGACAUUACUGAACUCAUUGCAUCUGGAAGGGAAAAGUUGGCUUCCGUUCCAUCUGGCGGUGGCGGUGUUGCAGUCGCCGCAGCAGCUGGUGGUGGUGGUGCUGCACCCGCAGCCGCCGCUGCUGAGUCAAAGAAAGAGGAGAAAGUUGAAGAGAAAGAAGAGUCUGAUGAUGAUAUGGGAUUCAGCUUAUUUGACUAGAAGAAACAGUGUUUUAUCUCUAGUUUUGAAGGAAACUAAGGUUUUAUCUUUAAUUUGGUAUUGUUUUUUAGUUUUGCUCUUGAACCAUUGAAUUUGUAAGACAAUUAAAAAAGUCUUGGAUGUAAGAUUAGUUAAAGAUCUAAGAUAUUUUUUUUUAAAUUGUUGCGACGGUUGAUACAUUUUAUUGGAGCCGGGGGUUUGCAGCCUCUCUAUCCUCGGUGAUAGCCGAUAGGUAUGGUUUGUUCGUAGGAUUUGA
Messenger RNA from Helianthus annuus (common sunflower), 752 nucleotides. RefSeq names its product 60S acidic ribosomal protein P2. The transcript is spliced from 4 exons. The coding region runs from base 152 to 496 and encodes 114 amino acids. Gene Ontology annotation, cellular component: ribosome; cytosolic large ribosomal subunit. Gene Ontology annotation, molecular function: structural constituent of ribosome. Gene Ontology annotation, biological process: cytoplasmic translational elongation. The record is from RefSeq and is a predicted model, not a curated record. Lineage: Eukaryota; Viridiplantae; Streptophyta; Magnoliopsida; Asterales; Asteraceae.